Molecule: messenger RNA, 1691 nt
Organism: Aureobasidium musti
Lineage: Eukaryota; Fungi; Ascomycota; Dothideomycetes; Dothideales; Saccotheciaceae
Source: the annotation of a GenBank genome assembly
AAAUGAGCAGCAAAAUCUCCAGACGAUCGCUAUCGCCGAUGGACCACACUUCCAAUCAAGAUGGCGACCAACAACUCCCCGACCUCACAUGGAUCAUGGUUACCAAUCCGCACCAGUCCAAGGAUAAAGAGAUGAUGAGGAACGUUCGCAUAAAAGUCAUGAACGACUACCUCACCAAGGAGCGACGCAACCCAAACAGUACAGAUGCUCGUGUGCGACAUACUAUCAAGCGCUCCAAGACCAGCACGUCACCAGAAACGAGGAAGAAGUCAUACCUUACUGGAACGAGAAGUCAAUCGCCGCGUGCUAAAGACUCGGCAAUAAACUCUGCUCCCUCAUCACCCGAGACAACACACAUGCCGACGCAUUCGGAAGCAGAUAUAGAGUCUUUAGGCGAUACAGACUCGAUGGCGCUGAUAUCAAACACAAUUCCGAAUGUACGACUGGCAGGCAUCGGUGCAAAACUGGAUGUCUUCAAUGCGACUCCGAGAUUUGAUGGAGAGAAUAUCGAUGUGCUUAUGUUGAAGUACAACUGUACCCAGGCCAUGUGCAAGAAAUGGGUCCCAAUGUUGUUCGCUGGUCAAGCAACAUUUCUCAGCACAUUGUGUAUAUCGUCCGCGUACCUUGACAUGAUGCACAUGGACUUUUCACACACGCUGACAGCAAAUUCGAUCGAGUCUGUACGAACUCUGACAGUCAGGGAGCAGACCGUACAACUGAUUGGCAAGCGUCUGUCCGACCCAGAGACCUGCUGCAACGACGCAAACAUAGUCUCGGUCGUACACCUUCUNUUUGGUGAGAUGAUCGUGGCAUGCCCGCUGGCCUUGCAAUGGCAUGAAGACGGAUUACAUACAAUGGUAGAAUACAGGGAAGGUCUGGACAAUUUGGGAGGAAAUGGUCUCCUGGCUUCGAUGGUCACCAUUCAGUUCUUCGAGGUCUCAGUGCUUCGCGAGAGUCGUCCUCGACAGCAAUAUCUCGACUAUGCCCGCCGUAUCUCCGAUCUCUCGACGCAAAGUCGUGUCUCCGCAGUCCCAGAAACGCCUCUAUACUAUUCUACAGGUCUCCAUCACACCCUAGCCCGAACACGACGGUGCAGUGAAGACACAUUGGACCUCAUAAACUACAUACGAGACCUUACACAAGCCGUCGUCCACCUUGCGGAUGCGUCCGCAGCAGACUCCCCCGACAGCGGAACAUUCGGACCCCAAGAAGCGAGGAGGACGUACACAGAACUAGAAAUACAAGCACUGCACAGAAAGAAACACAAAGCUGUAGAGCAGAUCGUCGCACUCAAGCCUCGAGACGAUCCAGUCUACGAAGCAUUGCGCCUCUGCGCUCUGCUCUACGCCACAGCCAUUCACUGCAACAUGCCUCUCUCAAUCACUGCCCGUAGCUUCCCAAGUAAGAUUGUGAUACAGAUCAGAGACAACCUCCUCCGUACAGACCUCUCAAACUGCUGGGACAGCAUGGUGGGCAUGCUAUUCUGGUGCACAAUCAUCACUGGAGCAGCAUGCAACGACGCAGACGACGAUGAUAUUGAGGUGCUGGCAACCAAGAAGUGGAUGGUGGCCCACGCGAUCAGAAGCUCGAUUUUGCUGCUAUUCCAGCACACUCACGCCAUGGUAAGGAUGUUAAGGACGAUAUUGGUCGUGCAGAAGGUGUUGCGAUGUUCGGCAGAAGAAGCUGAGAUA